Dama dama (fallow deer) is the source of this 608-nucleotide messenger RNA. RefSeq names its product lymphotactin-like. The record is from RefSeq and is a predicted model, not a curated record. Gene Ontology annotation, cellular component: extracellular region. NCBI's taxonomy places the organism in Eukaryota, Metazoa, Chordata, Mammalia, Artiodactyla, Cervidae. The coding region runs from base 120 to 449 and encodes 109 amino acids. Gene Ontology annotation, molecular function: CCR chemokine receptor binding; chemokine activity. Gene Ontology annotation, biological process: neutrophil chemotaxis; positive regulation of T cell chemotaxis; positive regulation of GTPase activity. The transcript is spliced from 3 exons.
ACCCACCUUGAAAGUCCCCCUCUCAGCACAGGAAGUGCGCUGACCACUGGGGGGGAUAAAAGAGACUCAGAGGAGCGGGUCCUCAGCCUCUUGCUUCACAGCUCAGCAGGACCUCAGCCAUGAGACUUCUCAUCCUGACCUGCCUGGUGAUCUGCAGUCUCACUGCAUACACUGUGGAAGGUGUGGGGACUGAAGUUCUAGAAAAGAGCAUCUGUGUGAGUCUGACUACACAGCGACUGCCAAUUAAAAACAUCAAGACCUACAUCAUCAAGGAGGGCUCCAUGAAAGCAGUGAUACUCAUUACCAGACGAGGAUUUAAAAUCUGUGCUGAUCCUAAAGCUGACUGGGUGAAAAAAGCCAUCCAAACGAUAGACAGGAAAAAUAUGAGCCAGACCAAGCCUACAGGAUCCCAGAAAUCCACCAGUACAGCUGUGACCCUGACUGGGUAGUGACCUUCCAGCACUUUAUCCCCUCCCUAGCCAGCCACCUCAUUUCCCUUUAAAGCCCAUGGACUGGUUACAUUAUAUUCACUUUUUAUAAAAGUGUUGCAAGAGUCAAAUUAUUUUAUUAGAUUUUAAUUUUUUUAUAUUUCUUUUGUAAUCAUUCAG